AUGGAGAUCGUUCACUUUUACACGAAGCUCCGCGGUGAGUUUGGCCGCCAGUGUCUCUUCUCUGACCGGCCUGCUGAGCUGCUGGUGGACGUCCUCCCGGACCCGGAUCUGGGUCUGCAGUUCAUCCAGAAAGCCACGAGAGACCAGGCCCUGCAGGCCUGCCGGGACAUGUCCGAGCACCAGGUGAACUCAGAGCGCUUCGAGUCCGACAGCUCUGGGAUAAACCACGUGGAGGGGGGGUGGCCCAAAGACAUCAACCCCGAGGAGAUGGAACAAACCAUCCGCUUCAGGAAGAAGGUGGAGAAAGACGAGAGCUACAUCAACAGCAUCCUGGAGCUGGGCAGCGUCAUGGAGCACUGCAUCAGGCAGAACAACGCCGUGGACAUCUACCAGGAGUACUUCGAGGAUGAGGAGGAGGUGGAGCAAAGUCAGGAGCCGCCGUCCGCCAAGACCAUCAGCGUCUUCAGAGAUCCGAAUGAGCUGAAACGUACCGUCACCUGUCUGUCGUGGCAUCCUGACAGCGGCAGGAAGCUGGCGGCUGCCUACUCCUGCCUCGAGUUCCAAAAAACCUCCAAAGACAUGAGCCUGGACUCCUACAUCUGGGACAUCGAGAACCCGAACAGACCAGAGCUGACUCUGAAGCCGGCAUCUCCGCUCGUCUGUCUGGACUAUAAUCCCAAAGACUCCCACACUCUGGUGGGAGGCAGCUACAAUGGACAGAUCGCGUACUGGGACACCCGGAGAGGAAGCCAGCCGGUGGAGCUUUCCUCUGUGGAGCAGAGUCACAGAGAUCCAGUCUACAAGAUCAUCUGGCUGCAGUCCAAAACCGGGACAGAAGCUUUCUCUGCCUCCACUGAUGGACAGGUUCUAUGGUGGGAUGUUCGUAAGUUGAACGAGCCCACAGAACGUCUGGUUCUGGACCCGGGCAGGGAGGGGAACCUGGAUCGAGCUUUAGGAGCCAUCUCUCUGGAGUUUGAGGCGACCAUGCCAACUAAGUUCAUGGUGGGGACAGAGCAGGGCGUGGUCAUCUCCUGCAACAGGAAGGCAAAGACUCCGUCUGAGAAGAUUGUUUGUACCUACGACGGUCACCACGGACCCGUCUAUGCCUUGCAGAGGAACCCCUUCUUCCCCAAAAACUUCCUCACCGUGGGGGACUGGACGGCCCGAAUCUGGUCUGAGGACAUCAAGGAGUCAGCCAUCAUGUGGACGAAAUAUCAGAUGUCGUAUCUGACGGACGCCUGCUGGAGUCCAGUCAGACCCUCUGUCUUCUUCACUGUAAAAAUGGACGGUGUGUUGGAUGUCUGGGACAUCCUGUUCAAACAGAAUGAUCCUACGCUCAGUCUCAAGGUGUGUGACGAGGCUCUGUACAGCCUUCGUGUUCAGGAUAAUGGCCGUUUGGUCGCAUGCGGCUCUCAGCAGGGGGCGGCCACACUGCUGGAGAUCUGCCCCGGACUGUCCACCCUCCAGAAGAAUGAGAAGAGUCUGCUGGCUGCUAUGUUUGAGCGUGAGACGAAGCGGGAGAAGAUCCUGGAAGCUCGACAGAGAGAGAUUCGUCUGAAGGAGAGGAGUCGAUCGGAGCAGAGCAGAGAGGAGGAGGGAGGUCGAGAGGAGGGAGAGGAGAGUCCUGAUCAGCUGAUCGUCAGAGCUGAGAAGGACUUCUACAGCGUGGUGGAGACGGAGCUGAGGAGGAGGAGGGAGCGGGAGGAGCAGGAAAACCAGGAGAAAGAUGUGUGUGAAGAAAAAGAAAUGAAAGAUGAAGCAGAGACGUCAGAAACGUCCCAGUGAGGAGGAAGGUUUCCGUCUGAUAUUUAUUUAACCUGAGUGCUGGUUGAACUGUGAGCGA
This is a messenger RNA of Toxotes jaculatrix (banded archerfish), 1843 nucleotides long. RefSeq names its product dynein, axonemal, intermediate chain 2b (gene dnai2b). The record is from RefSeq and is a predicted model, not a curated record. Gene Ontology annotation, biological process: cilium movement; outer dynein arm assembly. Gene Ontology annotation, cellular component: outer dynein arm. The transcript has 12 exons. NCBI's taxonomy places the organism in Eukaryota, Metazoa, Chordata, Actinopteri, Toxotidae. Bases 1 to 1785 code for a protein of 594 amino acids. Gene Ontology annotation, molecular function: dynein heavy chain binding; dynein light chain binding.